Molecule: messenger RNA, 939 nt
Organism: Histoplasma mississippiense
Lineage: Eukaryota; Fungi; Ascomycota; Eurotiomycetes; Onygenales; Ajellomycetaceae
Exons: 2
Coding region: 1-939 (312 amino acids)
Cellular component (GO): lysosome
Molecular function (GO): palmitoyl hydrolase activity; thiolester hydrolase activity
Source: RefSeq, a predicted model, not a curated record
AUGCGUUUCCCCGUAUCAUUAGCCCUAAUCCUCUCCCAACUGGCAAUACAUGCCUCCGCCGUCUCGAAACGCCAACCAGAACAAAACAUCCUCAGGAAGGGCCCUAUUCCCCUAGUUAUAUGGCAUGGGCUAGGCGAUGACUACGGGAGCAGCGGCAUCCACAAUAUCUCCAACCUUGCCCAGCUGGUCCACCCAGGAACCUACGUCUACGUCAUCUCCCUUGGCAGUUCACGCGCAACAGACCUCCGGGCCAGCUAUUUCGGCAACCUCAACGAGCAGUUAGAAGAAGUUUGCAAUAAACUAGGUACGGAGCAGAUCCUCAGUACCGCUCCCUCCAUCAAUGCUUUGGGCUUCUCGCAGGGCGGCCAGUUCCUUCGUGCAUAUGUCGAGCGCUGCAACUUCCCACCUGUCCACAACCUCGUUACCUUCGGCAGUCAACAUAAUGGUAUCUCAAGCUUCCAGGGCUGCAGCACCACCGGUGAUUGGCUGUGUAGAGCUGGGGAGUCGCUGCUACGAUGGGAUAUGGAUCAGUAUCGUGCCUACAGCAAUUUCCUGGCAGAUAUUAAUAACGAGCGCGCUUCGAAGAACGUGACGUAUAAGGAGAACAUGGCGAAGUUGAAUAAGUUUGCUAUGUACAUGUUCGAGAAUGAUAAGAUGAUGGUGCCGAAAGAGUCGUCGCAUUUCGCGGAAGUUAAUACGACGGAUGGGACAGUUACGCCACUAAGGGAAAGGAGGAUAUUCAAGGAGGACUGGCUUGGGUUGAGAGAGUUGGAUACAAAGGGGAAGUUGGAUCUUAAGAUGACCCCAGGUGGUCAUAUGGAGCUUACCGAUGAAACACUGCGCACGGUCUUCCAGGAGUAUUUUGCGCCUAUUGAGCUGGGUGGUGAUGUGCACGCAAUGCCCACAGAUGCGGACACGCAGAAAGUGCUAUCGGGGUAA